Molecule: messenger RNA, 624 nt
Organism: Fusarium redolens
Lineage: Eukaryota; Fungi; Ascomycota; Sordariomycetes; Hypocreales; Nectriaceae
Exons: 1
Coding region: 291-452 (53 amino acids)
Source: RefSeq, a predicted model, not a curated record
GCAGGGCCGGCAGACUAUGACCCGGUGGUCGGGAUCAUAGGUAAAGCUGUCGAGACCCAUUAUAUAUGUUUACCGUGCAAAUAAUAUUAAGGUAGGGCGUAGUAAUAGAUAAAAUAUAAGUGAUUAUUAUGAGUGAUGUGUGGGAAGCAAGUGAUCGAUGAUAUGUAACAAUGUUAUAUAUCGAUCGAUGUCGAUGUUGGUUGAUGGAUUGACUGAUAUUCUGACUAUUAGUCUUGUUUACCUUGCCUCUAGGUUCUUCUUCCCCUGCUUAGCUUUCGCUUCUUAGUUAAAUGAUAUACUUUCUUUUCUUUUUCCUCUCUUGUUUUCCCUGGAUGAUAAGCCUUAUCGAUAGAGAGCUGGCUGGCCGGCUGGCGGUUAGUUUGGGUUUUCUUUUUCUGGUCGUGCUGGAAUUAUUUUCUUUUUGGACCAAUUACCAUCCACUCUUUCACUGAAAUCCUCUUUCACUUCACCCGCCCUUUGCCCAUGUCGAUCUCCAAGUCACCCACCCCGCAUAUUUCGCCCUGCGGGGUACCUCCAUCCGCCCGGCAGGGGUCUCCUCUUUCACCGAAAGUGAGCCGGAUAAAAGGGGUGUAUUUUAGAGCCAAGUUCAAUUAAAGUAUUAGG